AUGAAGGUGGAGAAGUACCGGAGCUUCCAAAACUGGUACCAAAUUCCCUUUGACGACAAGUGGCCAAAGAGAACUUGGCCGGAGAAGCGGGUGACCAAGGCACCGCGCUGGUGCACAGUCGACCUGCGCGAUGGCAAUCAGGCGUUGGUCAAUCCAAUGAACCACGAGAAAAAGCUGCGCCUCUUCCUGCAUUUGCUGAAGCUGGGCUACAAGGAGAUCGAGGUCGGCUUCCCUGCGGCCAGCCAGACCGACUUUGACUUCAUUCGCUACAUCAUUGAGGAGGGUUUGAUUCCCGACGAUGUCUGGAUUCAGGUUCUGACUCAGUGCCGUGAGCCUCUCAUCCUCCGAACGAUAGAAGGUGUGAAAGGGGCCAAAAACGUGGUGAUCCACGUCUACAACUCCACCUCUGAACUGCAACGGCGAGUUGUCUUCAAGAAGGGUCGGGAGGACAUCAAGCAGCUUGCUCUGGAAAGCGUUGGCCUUGUAAAGAAGCUGGUGGAUGAGCGCAUGAAGGGCAUGAACGUCCGUCUCGAGUACUCACCUGAAAGCUUCACCGGCACAGAGCUCGAUUUUGCGCUGGAUGUCUGCAAUGCCGUGGUGGACGUGUGGAAGCCCACGCCCGACAAGCAGGUCAUCCUCAACUUGCCCGGGACAGUAGAGAUGUGCACUCCAAAUGUCUAUGCCGACCAAAUUGAAUGGAUGUGCGCUCACAUCAAGCAGCGGGACUGCGUGUGUAUCAGUGUACACCCGCACAAUGAUCGUGGCACUGGAAUUGCCGCGGCCGAGCUGGCGCUGAUGGCAGGAGCUGACCGCGUUGAGGGCUGCUUGUUCGGAAACGGCGAACGCACGGGCAAUGUGUGCCUGGUUACGCUGGCUUUGAACAUGUUCACCCAAGGCAUUGACCCGGAGGUGAGCUAUGUCGAGCUGGAGGAGACCAUCAACGUGGCGGAGCACUGCACGGAGCUGAAGGUCCCAGAGCGAUACCCCUGGGCUGGAAGUUUGGUUUACACUGCCUUCUCUGGAUCGCAUCAGGAUGCCAUCAAGAAGGGCCUGGAGGCCAACAAGAAGCAUGAUGUCUGGGAAGUCCCUUACCUUCCAAUUGAUCCUCAGGACAUAGGCCGCCACUACGAAGCCAUCAUCCGAGUUAACAGCCAAAGCGGGAAGGGUGGUAUCGCCUACAUCUUGGAGCAGGAGUAUGGCAUUGCCUUGCCCAAGGACUGCCAGGCGGAAUUUGCCCAGGUGGUCCAGAAGAUUUCUGACAAGACCAGCAAGGAGAUCUCUGGCUUGCAGAUCUUCGACGCGUUCAAGCAGACAUACCUCGACCCUCAGGAGCCUGUGUCUCUCGUGGAUUAUGACCUAUCCACAUCUUCUGCCCAGAAGGAGGAUGAUGUGACGCUGAAGGCUCGAGUUCGGGCAGCCGGCAAGGAGCAUGAGAUUGUUGGCAAGGGCAACGGUCCGGUCUCUGCUUUCGUGACAGCUUUGAAUGAGUUCGUAUUUCGGCCAAAGGGCGUUGAAGUCCACCUGUCAGACUACCAUUCAGAAGCGCGAAGCCAAUGCAAGAAUGCGGAAGGUUCUGAAGCAGUUGCCUCGGUGAGAUGCCAAGCGGUGUCUUCGACAAGCGGGAGCCCUCAGGGCAAAUCCAGAUUUGGCGUCGGCCUGCACAGGAACACCAACACAGCUGUGUUGAAAGCCGUGAUCAGUGCGGUCAACUGCCUGAGCGCUGCUGGAGAUGCGAAGCUCUUCGCGUAG
Molecule: messenger RNA, 1749 nt
Organism: Symbiodinium natans
Lineage: Eukaryota; Dinophyceae; Suessiales; Symbiodiniaceae
Source: the annotation of a GenBank genome assembly